This is a messenger RNA of Radiomyces spectabilis, 745 nucleotides long. RefSeq lists its product as uncharacterized. NCBI's taxonomy places the organism in Eukaryota, Fungi, Mucoromycota, Mucoromycetes, Mucorales, Radiomycetaceae. Gene Ontology annotation, biological process: positive regulation of TORC1 signaling; cellular response to amino acid stimulus. Gene Ontology annotation, molecular function: guanyl-nucleotide exchange factor activity. The record is from RefSeq and is a predicted model, not a curated record. The transcript has 4 exons. Gene Ontology annotation, cellular component: lysosome; Ragulator complex; cytoplasm. The coding region runs from base 395 to 676 and encodes 93 amino acids.
GUUUGCUUAAAGCGAGUUUAAUUAACCUCACCGCCACUUUAUCCUAUUCGGUUAUAGUUGUGCUUAAGGUAUAAGUCUUGGUCUCGUUAGAGACAUGGUGCGUGUUCUACGUUUUGUGGAUUGGUUAAUGUGAGGUUUUUCUUUUAUAUUCACUCUUUUUGAACUGUAUGCUAAAAUGGAAAGCCAAAGAUGCAAAUCAGUGAAUAUUCGCAAAACAUGGUUGGCUCUGUACCGUAUUGUGUAUUUCGAUCCAAUGAUACUGUAGACUUUUGCUCAACUUUUGCGGCGAGGUUUAUUAAAAUUGGCUUAUGUGACUGUGAGCAAUGCACACGAUUUGUUUCUCGUCUUCAAGUUUAAAAGUCUGCCUUUUUUUCUUUUCACGUUCUUUUUUGAUAUGGAAGCCGGGUUGAUAUCGCUUCUUGAUACGAUCGCUGAUAAAGAUGGCGUGAAAGGGGUACUGCUGGCUGACGACAUGGGCUUGUGUCUUGGAGCACGAGGAAUUGCAAAACCAGAUUCAGCAGCCUUCAUUGCUGCGAUUGCAAGCACAUCGCAGGAACUAAACAAUCAGGGAGAGCCCGACGCGAAUGCACAAUACCCAACGAUCACAGUUGAAUAUGAGGAAUCCAAGGUCGUUAUACGCAAUGAAGGAGCAUUUACAGUGGCAAUAUUUAUGUGAUACAUUCAAUGCAAAGGUCCCAAAUUCCAUUUAAAUCCAUAAAUCACAAUACCGUUUUUUACAAGUGAG